CCCGCCCCCCCGCGCCCCGCCAGGCCCCGUCGGGCCGCGGCACUCACCUGCAUCCGGCGCGGCGGGGCGGCGGGGCCGGCGGCGGCGGCAGGGCGGCGGCAGGGCGGCGGCGGGCAGCAACGACAUGCAGGCGGCGGCCCGCCGGGGAGCGGGACCGGGCCGGGGACGGAGCCGCGGGGCCGGGGCUCGGGCGGCGCGGAGGGCGGAGGAGACGGAGGAGGGGGCGGGCGCGGGAAGGCGGGAGGCGGGCGGCGGCGGGGCCGGCGGGCGGGCGGGCGGAGGACCGCGGGUACGCGGUGGGCACUGUCACCGCUCACGGCCGGUGUCAACACCUGCCCGCGGCGGGGAACGGCGGCCCGGGGGGACACCGGCAGGUCGUCGGAGCGGCCGAGGUUGGGAAGACACCCCGUUUUUACCUCAUGAGUUUGGUAGCGGCAGCCAGGAGCCCUCUCCGGAGUGGGUGCCGAGGAGGUGGUGGUCCGCAGGUGGGAGCCCCUUUUCUGGGAGAUGCCUUUCAGUGCCCAAAUUUCAGUUGUACAGACCCGUGUGAGACAAGGGAUGCUCUUCCAGGCAGCUGAAGCAAGGAAGCACAGCUGCCUGGGCUCGUGCUGGCCCAAGGAAGGUCCUUUGUGCUGAGAGAGCGGGAAGUGCAGAAGGAGCAAGAGGCUUUGAUAGGAAAUGGGCUUCAGAGCAAUGCUGGCCCCGCGUCGCGGGUGGAUCAUCCCCGGGCUUGACCGGCGCCUCGCUGCCCCGGGGAGCGCCGCGCCGCCCGCCCGGCUCUACGCUGCGGCCGCGAAACCUGCAAAAAGAGGUUCACAGAAGACCAAGCAGGAAGAGACAAAAAAGAAGCAAGUACCCAGGAGGCGGCCACUGUUGACCAAGCCCGUGGAUGAUGUCUACCUGACAUGGCAUUAUCAGCGCCCAUCCUAUGAAGUGGAAAAGGCUGUGGGGAUGCUAAAGAAAUUUCAGGAACUGGACUUCACUUACCCCAAACAGUUUGUCUAUAUUAACGUGUUCCUAGAUAUGGCACUACAGAAGAAGAAAAAAGUGGAACCAUUUACAAGCACUGUCCUUCUUCCAUAUCGCUUUUCAGAUCAAACGAAUAAGGUCUUGGUUUUCACAGAGAAUGAGCAAGAAGCUGAAAUAGCUCGAGAGAACGGAGCUGCUGUUGUGGGAGGAGUUGAAUUAAUCAAAUGGAUUUUGGAAGAUGAAAUCCAAGCAGAUGCUUAUUUAGCUGUUCCUGAAAUAAUGCCUAAGCUAAUACCGUUAAGGAACAAACUUAAACGGAAAUACCCAAAUACAAAAAGAAAUUCCCUGGGCCAUGAUAUUCUCAAAAUGCUGCAACUCUACAGAGACGGUCUUGAGUACGCGGUACAAGACGAGUGUGUAAUCAAGACAAGAAUAGCAAGACUGGAUAUGCCUACUGAGCAGAUAAUUGCGAAUCUAAAAACAGUUAUCAAUGAUAUCUGCACAUUCAAGCCAUUGACUUAUGGCCCUUUUGUGCAGAGGUUGGUGAUUAGAUCUUCCACCAGUGAAGGUUUGCUAUUGAACCUUGAUGGACUUCUACCUCAGGAGGAGAAAGUAGAAGAAAAAGAAGAAGAAAAAGAUGCAGAAGAUAAUGAAGAAGAACAUGUCUCGGAAUCUGCUAGUACCUGACGUCUUUCCUUGUAGAUCUGAUGAUCAAGCUUGGAAAGCAAAGGGUGUAAUUGAAAUCAUACUUUAUGAAAAGAAAAAAAUAAAUCUAACUUGUGAAUUCCACUUGUAAAUUCUGUGUAACAAGAAGCAUUGUCACAAACAGGAGUCUGUUGUCAAGACUGAAGACAUUUAAAUUCUUUUUGUUGGUAGCUGAGAGCUCUCAGGCUUGUGUGUUGGUUUUUUUUUCUUUGCAUAUAACAGUUUUUACUUUAAUAAAAGUAUUUCUGUAACUACUGAA
Strigops habroptila (Kakapo) is the source of this 1933-nucleotide messenger RNA. RefSeq names its product mitochondrial ribosomal protein L1 (gene MRPL1). The transcript has 10 exons. The record is from RefSeq and is a predicted model, not a curated record. The coding region runs from base 679 to 1656 and encodes 325 amino acids. NCBI's taxonomy places the organism in Eukaryota, Metazoa, Chordata, Aves, Psittaciformes, Psittacidae.